GCAAAUCGGACCUCCAUGUCAGUGAAGGCGGUGUUGAGCGGAGCAAAGAAGCAGAGGAGCCAUGUCCAUCCUCCCCGACGAGCUCUGGUCCCGAAUCCUUGAGCUCGGCGCCAAGACUUCCCGCUUGGACUACCGCGAUCUUUGCUCCAUCGCCAUCGUCUCCCGCCGCUUCUCCUACCUCUCCUCCGAUCCAGCCCUAUGGUCCAUCCUCCUCGCCCUCGAUUUCCCCCAAUCCUCCUCUUCUCCAUCCACUCUCCCUCCCAAAUCCACCUACAAGAUCAGGUUCGAGAGGGACAAGGCCAGGAAGGUCUUGCUCUGGAGGCGCGCCGUCCUCACCGCCGAGAGCCAGGUCGCUGUUUCUGAGAAGCGCUUGCGCGAGCUGGAGUCGCUGAUCGUCAAGGAGAUGGAGCGGUUGAAGGUAGUAGGCGAUGAGCUUUCCAAUUUGGAGCGAGCUAGGCAUGCGGCUGUGGCUUUGAAUGUAUGGCAACCAGAAGUUGUCCGUAGCAGUCAUGUGGAGAUUGUUGGGCAAUGUACAGUGCCUAUUGAUUCCCGCCUCAGUACACUCAGAAUGGAAUUUAAAGUUUGCAAGCAACAAAUUGGGGUUUACAAGAAGGCCCUUAAUGACGAGAAUCUUAGGCUUAGUGAACGCAAGGAAAAGCUGACAUCGGUAAAGUACCACCCACUUCAAAGUUAUCAUACCAGCAACACCAAUGACAAUGGUAAUGUGAAACGAAAGAAGCUGAAGCAGUGCACAGAGUAGUCAGCCAUAUCCGUGUGCCAUCUGAAUUCAGCUAACAGAAAACAAAAUGAAACAGUCCAGAACGAUGGGUCAAGCGCAGGAUAUUGUGAGUUUCUCCUGGCAAUAAAAUGCUUUUGAACAGCCAUCAGCCAAUUCCGAUCCCUCUAUCUAACAGCCCAAGCCAAUGUAGUUUACCGGGCAAUUAGGUAUCUUUUCUCCUCUAGAUAUCACUCUAUGUAUCCUGUGUAUAAAUUUGAAUGAAAUUGUGAUUUUGAUAUUCAAACUUAAAUUAAAUCAAAUAUUUUCUGCA
This is a messenger RNA of Dioscorea cayenensis subsp. rotundata (Guinea yam), 1049 nucleotides long. Its product is annotated as F-box protein SKIP24. NCBI's taxonomy places the organism in Eukaryota, Viridiplantae, Streptophyta, Magnoliopsida, Dioscoreales, Dioscoreaceae. The record is from RefSeq and is a predicted model, not a curated record. Gene Ontology annotation, molecular function: protein binding. The transcript is spliced from 4 exons. Bases 62 to 760 code for a protein of 232 amino acids.